ACCCUCUGAAACGACACUGUCUUUUACAGGGCACCAACAUCAGAUACUAGGCUGAAGAUAGAGCUGUAAGCGGCCGACCUGAAGUGAAAAUGGCGGACAAGAAACAAUAUUUCGUGAAGACCUUCACAGCCUCACGCAGGAAUGCCGGGACCGACGCGAACGUUUACAUCACGCUGAUCGGAGAGGCAGGCACCACCGCCGAGGUACAACUCAAGGCCGAGGGAAAGGUGGACCCCUUCGAACGUGGAAAGAUGGACAUAUUCCGGAUCUGGGUGGACAAGGACCCAGGGACCCUGAAAAAGAUCCGGAUCCGGCAUGACAACAAGGGGGUCUUUCCCGGAUGGUAUCUUGACAAGGUGAGUGUGAUAGAGGAGGGUAGCGGGGUGACCAGCGUGUUCCCGUGUUACCAGUGUCUGUCUCGCGUGUGCAGCGGGAUCGACCUGGAACUGCCGGUCAGCCAGGACACGGAAGCGCGACAACUGAGGAUCAACAACGUGGACUUCCAGCGGGAGCAGAACGCACCUCUGCACCACACGGACGAGUACGACUGCCCUCUCUUCGUGGUCCGCAGGGGGGCGCCCUUCCUCGUCAAGCUGGACUUCGACCACGGCUUCGACCGCCUGAAGGACAACAUCUUCUUGGAGUUCCGCACAGGCAAUCUGGACCGCCCCUACGCCAACAAGGGUACGGAGGUGCGAGUGCGUGUCGGGGGAGGGCCGGCUGAGCACGGCUGGGAGGCGGAGUUGUCCUCGGUGAAGGAGGGCGAACCCUCGGCGGUCGUGUCGGUCACGCCCCCGGCCAACUGCCCCGUGGCGAAAUGGCGGAUGUCUGUGGAGACCAUCUCGGAGGGUCUGUCGUUCGAGACCGAGAGUGAUGACUACGAGCUAGUCAUUCUCUUCAACCCGUGGUGUGAAGAUGACGAAGUGUACCUGGAGGGGGAUGACAAGCGGCAGGAGUACGUCCUGACGGAGCAUGGGAAGGUGUACCAGUCAUGGAAGGUGGACAGGAACACCUGGCAGAAGGUCUUCAAAGGAAAACCCUGGAACUAUGGACAGUUUGAGCCGCUGAUCCUGGAGGCGUGUCUGGACCUGCUGGACCGCUCCAAGAUGAAAGUCAUGUCCCGUGGGAGCCCCGUCACUGUCAGCAGAAUUGUGUCUCAAAUGGUGAACAGUGCGGACGAGGGCGGCGUGCUUGUGGGGAACUGGAGCGGGGAUUACUCUGACGGGGUGGCGCCGUGGGUGUGGAACGGCAGCGUGAGGAUCCUGCAGCAGUACCAUAAGACCAAAGAACCGGUCAGCUACGGGCAGUGCUGGGUCUUCUCCGCGGUUACCACAACAGUUCUCCGCUGUCUCGGCAUUCCGGCUCGGAGCGUGACCAAUUUCUCCAGUGCGCAUGACACUGACUGCAGCCUGACCAUCGACAAGGUCGUGGACGAAUAUGGAAACCUGUUAGAGGACAGCGACUCCGUCUGGAACUUCCACGUGUGGAACGAGGCUUGGAUGGCCCGUGCGGACCUGCCGAAGGGGUACGGAGGAUGGCAGGCCCUGGACGCCACUCCGCAGGAGCAGAGCAAGGGCAUUUACUGCUGCGGUCCAGCCUCGGUGACUGCCAUCAAACACGGCGAGGUCCAGUACAACUUUGACGCCCGAUUCAUCUUCGCCGAAGUCAACGCGGACAAGGUCCACUGGUGCCAGCAGAGGGACGGGUCGUGUUACGUGGCCGGCAUGGAGAGGGGAUCAGUCGGGAGGUUCAUCAGCACAAAGGCUAUCGGGGUGAACGACCGAGAGGACAUCACGGAGAACUACAAGUUCCCAGAGGGAUCUGGAGAGGAGCGCGCGGCGGUGAGGAGGGCGGCGCAGUACGGCUCCAAACGCCGCAACCCGUACGAGCAGGGCGCCACGGACGUCGAGUUCUCCCUCGAGGAUGACGGCUCCGUCCCGGUUAACGAGGAUGCCGACUGUUCGAUCACGAUGAAGAACACUUCUAACGAAACCCGCAGUGUGACGCUGCUGUACAUUGCCAACAUUGUGAAGUACACCGGGGUCCAGCACCAGAAACUGCGCAAGGAGAAGAUCGAGAUAGAGCUGAAGCCAGGGGCGACUGAGAAGUACAACGUGGCCGUGAACCCCAUGUCCAACAUGGAUCACAUGGAGGACAAGUGCGCGCUCAAGUUCGUCUUCAUGGCGCAUGUGCAGGAGACUGGGCAGACCUUCGCCGCCGAGAGGGUGGUCGAUAUCGACUUCCCGGAUCUGGACAUCGAGGUUCUGGGGAAGACUGACAUAGGACAGCAGGUGAGGGUGGCCAUCACGCUCACCAACCCGCUGGACCGGGUCCUCACCAACUGCGAGUUCAACAUCGAGGGGCCGGGGCUGCAGAGGCCUAAGACGGUGUUCUUCCGGAACAUUCGUCCGAGGGAAACUGUAACCCUGGAGGAAAAGUUCACCCCCAGACGUGCCGGUCUGAAGGAGAUCGUGGCGAACUUCAGCAGCAGCGAGCUGUGUGACAUCACCGGCGAGGCCGAGGUCCGGGUCGGCGUGGUGCUGAGGCGCUAGAGCUGCAGUUUUCUGUAUGAUCACCAGGAGGCUCUGCAAUCAUAUACUAGGUUGCCAAAGAAAGUCUGUGCUAAGAAAAGAUGAUAAGCUGGUGGGAUUUCAGGUUAGUUAUGACAAUGAUGAUGAUAACAUAUUUUUCUGAAGCAAUAAUAAUGGCGUUGUUGCAUUGAACCAUCAGUCAGUAUAUACGAAUAACGGCGUGCCGGUGCUCCAACUCUAGAGCUGCAGUUUGCCCUACGAUCGCCAGGGGGCUCUGCACGCAUAUACUAGUAGGUUGCAAAAGAAGGUCCGUGUUAAUUAAGAUAAGAUUGAGAUUUCAGGCUAGUAGUUAUAAUGAUGACGACUAUAGUAUAUUUUGCUGAAGCAAAAGUGGUGGUAUUGCAUUAAACCAUCGGUAUAUACGAAGGGAAAACCAUUUGGAAAACUAAGACCAGUAUGAGUGAACUAAUGUCUCAUCAAGCACAAUUAGAAAUGUAAAAUAGAUUUGCGGCUAGCCCCAGAAGUAGAACGCUCGUGGAAUGCAUGAAAAAUGCAGAGAAAAGCCGAUCUAUUAGACCAAUUAGAACACCUAGCGUGGAAGAUAUUCCGACACAAGUGGCCAAUCACCGGCCUUGACGUCACACCGGGUCAAAGUUCACGUUCCGCUGAAUAGCUAAUAGUCUGUGACAGGAUGGGGGGGGGGGCUCUGGAAUGAGACUCAAUUAUUUUAACUUAGUACAUGAAAUUAUUCACCAUCAAGGAACGUCAAUAUGCGUAGAAUAGGAGAUAACUAUAACAAGCUCGGUAAUAGUGACACGGUUGGUAUAAGGUGACAAUUAAGGGAACAUUCGUUAUAUACAUUCCUGUAAGGUGGUCUGAUGAUGGCAACAGGUGAUAGUUACGCACGCAUAGCCGAUAACAAUAGGCACACUGAUUAAGUUGUACAUGGUGGUUGAUGGUGCAGUUUUGCAACGGCUGUGGCAGUUCAAAUAGGUGUUGAUAUAAUGUAUUCGCUUAGAAUACACGAGGGUUACAUGGGGAAUAUUUCUGAGCGUCUUGGUUGAUUUAGUGUUUGGUUAUGUUGGAUUUUGACAAUCUCUACUGCUGCUUGGAACUCAAAAUAAAGGAGAUAGGAACUG
Branchiostoma belcheri (Belcher's lancelet) is the source of this 3670-nucleotide messenger RNA. RefSeq names its product coagulation factor XIII A chain-like. Gene Ontology annotation, biological process: peptide cross-linking. Bases 90 to 2552 code for a protein of 820 amino acids. The record is from RefSeq and is a predicted model, not a curated record. Lineage: Eukaryota; Metazoa; Chordata; Leptocardii; Amphioxiformes; Branchiostomatidae. Gene Ontology annotation, molecular function: protein binding; protein-glutamine gamma-glutamyltransferase activity. The transcript has 18 exons.